Molecule: messenger RNA, 1876 nt
Organism: Cynara cardunculus var. scolymus (artichoke)
Lineage: Eukaryota; Viridiplantae; Streptophyta; Magnoliopsida; Asterales; Asteraceae
Exons: 5
Coding region: 234-1520 (428 amino acids)
Source: RefSeq, a predicted model, not a curated record
CUCUCUCUCUCUCUCUCUCUCUCUCACACACACACACACACAUACUAUAUAAGCUUUUCGGACAUAGAGAACACACUUCUUUCUCUCUGGUGUCACCGGCGACGGGUGAAAAAGAUUACAGAGAAAUGCUAUAGGGUCUUGGAGCGAAAACAGUUGGUAUCUUAUAGUAGAACUGGUAGUGGGUGCUGAAAGUAGUUCUUACACAUUUUGCACCAUUUUGCAUGUGAGCAAAGAUGGGGUCUGCUUGUUGUGUUGCUGCUAGAGAUAGAACUAUAACAAAUGGGUCCAGUAGUGAUGUUAUCCCGAGGAAUGUCCGGUAUUCUCCAUCAUGGAGCGUCCGGUGGGAUAAUCGGCGGCGUGUAGCAGGGGAAGAAACUUCUAUGAAUUGGUCAUCUGAUGGUGUUGGCACAAAUGACAGGUUGGACAAUAAAUCUCAGACAACUGUUGGAACUGCUUAUGCAUCAGAAGAGGGUAGUCCAUUGGAAAGUUUCCGAAACCUCACUUGGCAGAAGUCCUCACCUUCUGAAGGAUAUACUGUUCCUCAGUCAGACCAAUCCGUCUCUAAAAAUCCUUCAGAGGUGAAGGUGUCAAGGGAAACUCAACUUGCUUCAGAACCAUCUCCAACCAAGAUGUCACCAUCCACACACUCGGUUUCUUCCCUUUCGGCAUCCCCUUUGUCUUCUUCACAAGGUCAUUUCCUUCCCCCCUCAAGAUGGCAUGGUCGUUCCCCAGGGCACCAUUUAAUGCGUCAGGUAUCAGAUAGCCGGAUUCCAGGGAUGAAGUCACCGAAUUUCUCAAUUUCUGAAGAAGGGUCUCCCUUUAUGUUCGCUGGGUGGAGCAAUGAAUCAAAUAGGGGGUCUCAUGGUGGAUCUUCAGAUGGUUGGUCUGUACCUGCAUUUUCUGAGCUCAUGGCAACCUCUCACAGAGAGAGAUGGUCUUUUGAUAGCGAGUCUCUCAACUUUAGUCGUGAUAAGAUAAGCAGAUCUAGUGGGCGGGUAUCUUCUUCUCCUUCCAUUGAUAUGCAGACAUGUGGCGUUUGCUCCAAGCUUUUAACUGAAAGAUCUUGUUGGGGAAGCCAGAAAAUCAUAGCCACUAAUGAGCUUGCUGUUGUGGCCAUUUUGAUAUGUGGGCAUGUUUAUCAUGCAGAGUGCUUAGAGAACAUGACAGCUGAAAUUAACAAAUAUGAUCCAACAUGCCCUGUUUGUACUUUUGGGGAGAAGCAGGCUCUCAAGUUGUCUGAAAAAGCACUGAGAGCUGAUUUGGAGUUGAAGGCUAAGAUGAACAAGAAAUCAAGAAGCCGGGUGGUGGAUGGCGAUAUGAAUGAUGGUAUUGUUAUGUUUGAUCAUGAUAAGAGGAGUGGACAUGAGGGCAGAAUCCCCAAGAUCAGCUCAAGUUCUAGCAUGAAGACCUCUGUAGGAAAGCCUUUCUUAAAGAGGCACUUCUCUUUUGGCUCCAAGGGCAGCCGAUCAUUGUCAGAGACUAGUUUUUCCCGGAAAAAAGGAUUUUUCUGGGCAAAAUGAAGCAAGGAGUGACCUCUAGAAGACAGUUUGCGCGAGUUUGGAUCAGCGGGUGAUUUGGUCUUCGAAAUCUGUAUCCGAGGUACGAAUAGUAGGGGGGGGUUAAAGACGGUUUCUGUAAAGCAGGUUUUGAACAACACAUAGAUGACACACCAGUACCAGCAUGGCACCAUCUUGGUGAAUGAAUUUAGUUGGUACAUAUAGCUGCUAGUAGUAUUGAUUGGACUAUUAUUACUGCAAACAUAUUCUUUUUUAACUUGUGUUCUGUUCUGUUCUGUAAAUUUAAAAUCUCUUUGUUUUUCUUGCAUUAAAAAUGGAAUGACCAAAAAAGGGUGGUAUUUAUAUGUGCUCUUUCAUUU